Molecule: messenger RNA, 1367 nt
Organism: Brassica napus (rape)
Lineage: Eukaryota; Viridiplantae; Streptophyta; Magnoliopsida; Brassicales; Brassicaceae
Product: PRA1 family protein G1
Exons: 1
Coding region: 279-839 (186 amino acids)
Biological process (GO): vesicle-mediated transport
Cellular component (GO): Golgi apparatus; endoplasmic reticulum
Source: RefSeq, a predicted model, not a curated record
AGAAAACAAUAAUAUAUAAUUAAAAUAAUUAUUUUUAAUAUAAUUAAUAUUAUCCGAAGCUGUUUCGAUGGAUUAAUCGUGAGAAUUGGAUUUUUGAAUCAGAAAAAUUGACUCGAUCCGUGGUGGGUCGGGUGGGGGUGGGUUGACCCGUAAACUCAGCCCUAGGUGCCACCCACUUCUUUUUUUUUGGCUUAUACGUACACGGUUGUUUAAUUUCGGUCAUAUUGUUUUUUCCUAUUUGGUUGGUUGACCUGAGAACUCAAAAGCGGCUUCCAGCGAUGCUACCACCGGAGAAUAUUCUUCCAAUCACGGCGGAAGAGAGGCAUCAUUCUUUCGGUGAGGUUAUCUCUCUUUCGGUGCAAAAUCUAAUCGCGUUUGUUUCUAGUCAACGUCCAUGGUUGGAGUUUCUAGCAUUAGGUUCUAUGGACCUUCCUACCUCUUUCUCUUCCGCUGUCUCGCGCUCAAAAGUCAACCUCCGCCAUUUCGUGGUUAACUACUCUCUCAUCACCGCGGCUUCGAUCACACUCUUCUUGGUUAGUAAUCCGACGGCUCUUGUCACCCUUGCCACUUUUGCUAUCUUGUGGUUGCUCUUAUGCUUUUGUAGGGACCAUCCUUUGGUCUUGUACGGUCGACAAGUUAGUGAGAAAGUGAUCUUCUUUGGAUUGAUCGUUGGCUCCUUCUGGGGAUUUUGGCUCACGCAUUGCUUCUUCAGUCUGGUUCUUGGGGUCUUGACAGGUGUCUUGCUUUGUUUGGUACAUGCCGUCUUACGUAAUCCAGAUGACCUCUUUGUACAAGAAGAGGAAGUUGUUGUUCCUUCCCAUUUUCUUCAUUGGAGCUGAAAAAACUUUGUGCUUAUGUUUUCACUUUUGUACUACGUAUGUUUGGCCUUUGCUGCAGUGGCGGACCCAAGAUUUUUUUUAAUCUGGGUCAGCGACAAAUUAAAUUUCAAAAAGUAAAACAAAAUAGGAUAUUGAAACCGUUAACUCAUAUUUUAGGGGGUGCAACUAGGGGUGUCAAAAUGGGUCAUGACCCAUGGGUUAACCCAAUCCAAGUUGAACCAUUAACCCAAAUGAACUGUUUAUUUUUGAUUCAAUGGGUUAAUGGGUUAAAAGGUUAAUGGGUUAAUAGUUUAAUGGGUUAACAAGUUAAUGGGUUAGCAAGUUAAUGGGUUUAUUGGGUUGGGUCAACUCUGACCCAUUUUGUUUUCAAUUAAGAAAACUACGAGUAAACCACUCAAUUCUAAGGUUUGAUAGAAUUGGAAAAUCAUGAAUUUCUCAAAAGUUCAAUCAUUUAUUCGGUGGUAAAAUGCAUUUCCCGCUAAAACCGCAAAAAUAAUUUUUUUCGCCAAACCCGCAUAAACGUGUUUU